Molecule: messenger RNA, 4225 nt
Organism: Ixodes scapularis (black-legged tick)
Lineage: Eukaryota; Metazoa; Arthropoda; Arachnida; Ixodida; Ixodidae
Product: DCC-interacting protein 13-alpha
Exons: 21
Coding region: 554-2584 (676 amino acids)
Biological process (GO): signaling
Cellular component (GO): cytoplasm; endosome membrane
Molecular function (GO): protein binding
Source: RefSeq, a predicted model, not a curated record
GUGCCGUUCGUGCAGUCUGUUCGUUCUGGUGAUCAUUUUCGCCGCUUCUGUGCACUUGUGUUGUGUGUAAAACUAACACUGAAAACCAGAAACUACAAUCGUAAAAGAUUAAGUAAAAUAUGAACGGUGCACUGUUUGGGUCGAAUUCGAAACCACGAUUUGUUCGAUCAACCAUGGUCUCGCAGUAAACAACACUGGAAACACCCUUGCUCAAGUGUCAAGGCAGGCAGAAUCGCUCUCUACAAUCGCUGCAGCUGUUUCUGUAUUGUAUCUGAUGUGGGUGUAGAAGCAAAAGGUCAUUUUCGCUCAGUCUUUUUUUAAUCCUGGCCAUCUUCUAAACAACGAGCCAUCGCGCUUGUGGAGCGCUAGCCCCCUCGGCUUCGAUCACGGUCAGUUCGGAAAAAGAAGUGCGAUGCACUGGCGAAAGAUCCAAUCAGUGGAACCACCGCCGCCACAACAACGCCAGAUUCGAUAAGGUGUGCUGCGCGAUCUCUUCUGAUCGAAAAGUUUUCCUCACUAUAAUUUUCUGGCUGGAACAAAACCGAUUCCCACAAUGCAAGGGCCGGAAGCUCUUCACUUGGCCGACGCUCUGGACGAUAAUCCGCAGACGCGGUCCCUUGUCAACCUUUUUGAGCAAGAUGCGCACCAGCUACACAAGUAUGUGAAGGUGAUGUACGAGCAUGCCAACCGAAUUUGGAAUGCUGAGAGGGAACUUGCAGAUGCCACAACGAGUCUGGCUCACCACGUUAGACAGUAUGAUACACAGGACUUUCCUCUGGACAUGGAUCCUGAGAGCAUCUUGAGAACAACCCUCAAACAGCUUUCCAACACUCUGCAGGAGAUGAGUUCGUGGCAUCACAUGUGCAGUGCCCAGAUUGGAGACAGCAUGGUGUACCCAUUGUCGAGAUUCAUAGAAUCGGACCUCCACGAGAUCUUCAAACUUCAAGAGCAGUACAGCAAUGCCGCUGCUGAGAAAGAGCAGGCGCUGAGCAGGUACUGCAGGCAGUCCCGUAAACGCGACACCGACCGACAGAAGUUGGACAUCAGCGAGGAGGUCUACCUCGCCAACAAGAAGUUCCAUACGCUCUCGCUCAAGUUCUAUGCCUACCUGAAUGCGCUGCAGUACCGGCGCAAGAUUGCGCUGAUCGAGCCCCUGCUGGGCUACGUGCACUCAAUGAAGUCCUUCUUCGGCAUCGCCUACGAGACCAUGCACUCGGCCGACCAGGACGACUUCCUCGCAAACAUCGGCACCAGCGUUGGAGAGGUGCAGAGGGAGCUGGACACGAUGGUGCAGAGUGCGGCCAAGGAGACGGAAGCCCUAUCCCAGCAGAGCGAGGCAUCCUACUUUGCCGAGCUGCCCCCGGACACGGGCCAGGCAGUGCCCAACACGAGCCUCUCUCAAAAAGCGGGCUUCCUCUUCCACCGCACCAAGAUUGCGGGCAUGGUGAACAAGUGGGAUCGUACCUACUUCUACACCUUGGGCUGCCACCUCAUGCAGAUACCGAAGGGAGAGAGCGUGGGCAGUGCAGUGAUGGACUUGGAUCGUAUGGUGGCUGCCCAAGCGCUCGAAGAGGAUCGUCGCAACGUCUUUCAGAUAACCAAUGGCAAGAAGGUCGUAGUUUUGCAAGCGCUCAACGAGAAGGAUCGAGACGAGUGGAUCGCGACUAUCCACAACAUUGCCACAGAGUCGCUGGCGUCUUCCAGGUCUCACUCCAUUCCCAAAGAAGGCACUACACCGGCAAGGACCGAACGAACUCAGUCUCUGCCCAAUGCUGCACCUGCUGCAAAGAGUGCCCAAUCGCACCAUCAUCAAAAGGCCGCCGCUUCCCCGGCCCCUCGUCCAGUGGGCAGCCAAGAGCUGAACCCGUACCUGGCUAACACCCCGAUCCAGUUCGACAUGUUCUCUCCCUCGGAAGACAGGUCCACCUCGGGUCACUCCCCGAAAGAUACACCGGCCGUGCGCAUCAACCCCUUUGACCAGUGCGGUUCCUCUAUCACUAUGGAGUCUGCCAAGGAUUCCUCAUGCUCCUUCUGGGAGGUGUUCACCGUGCGCUUCCUAGGGUCCAUGCAGGUCCCCAGUGACAGAGGCGAUCAGCUGGUGUGCGAGACCAUGCGGCACAUUCUCGCCGCCCGCAUGGCCCACAACGUGUUCAAGAUGACCGAGUCGCACAUGGUGGUUACCCAAAAGGAACUCAGAAUCAUGGACCCAUCGCACCAGGCGGUCAGGGCCGUUUUUCCCCUGGCUGACGUCUCUUUCUGGACGAUACACAAGGAGAACAACAGGCUCCUAGGGUUCAUCACAAUGAGUGCCUCGGGUGACGGUCCCCGCACCUACCGAUGCCACGUGUUCGAGGCGCACACUUCUGCCGAGGAGAUUUGCAGUGCUUUGUCAAUAGCAGCUAACAUAGCUCUCAAGGCUCUGAUGGAACACCAGCAGCCGUCACAAAAGGAGGAAAAGGAGGAAGAUCUGCUGAGCAAGCUGAAAUUGUCAGAGCACGAGAACGCACUGUUCCCGCCCACCUCGACGAAGCAAGAGGGUGGAGACACUCCGCAGGCGGGGGACGACUCCAAGGGGAACGCUUGAUGUUCGCACCUUUGAGACUUUUGUGCAAAAGGAAACAUGCAAAGAUCUUUCAAGCAGCAUGCUGAUCUCCAGCAGUGAUCAUACAGCAAGGGUAGCAGCUACAAUGCCACUCUUGACAACUCUGCAUGAGCAAAACAGGCUGGGAUUCAGCAUUUUGGCACAGCUUGUGCCAACGUCGUUCUCGGACAACGGCGACGCAAUCUUUUCCCACGCAGUGGUGUCUCGGUAAAGAAAGCGGCACUUUUUGCAACAGGCCUUAGCUUGUCGUCUUUUCUUUUACCUUUUCUCUGUAUUUAGAACCUCGUAUUUCUAGGCAUAUUUUUUUUUUCCUUUCUAAAGUUGGGUAGUUGCUGCCAGUGCUCCCCUGGCUUGUUACAUUACAUUCCUAUUUUUUUUCUGUGAUCCUUAGGUCUCGUUUUUGAAUUAGUAGAGACAUUUUUGUUUGAAGUGCAUUGUUGUCUGAAAGUCACAUGAUAUGCGUGUGCUGGGAGUGGACGUUGUUACCGUGACUCAAUUUCCCAACCAGGAAAGAUUGUCUGCACUUUGAAUUCGGUUGUUUUGGGCAAAAUUUCUUCAGCUGCAUUACUGACUAAGUCUAUGCCAUUAUUUCACAAAGGUGCCAUAAGGAAAUAGUCACCAUGAAGGGGUGGAUGGAUGUACAGAGGCUGAACGUUUCUGGGUGGUGAUUUGCACCAGUAGGCCACUAUUUUGCUUUUUCUUUUUUUUUCUGAAUUGACACACAUUUUUUUUUCUUUUCUUUUUGUAAUUUAGGAGAGUUGCAUUUGUUGCAUUUCUGCUCACUUUUUGCAGUGUGCUGGGAAAACCAGGUUAUUGUAAUUGGAACUUACUCUAAGUACUGGUAACAUCAAAUGUUAUUUUUUGUUGUCUCUUGCAUUGUCACCCUAAGCAGAACCACCAGUUUUUCUAAAUUAAUUUUUGUAGCUACUAGUCAUGAUUAGUACAAGAUGAAGGUAAUUAUAUGGAGUUGGGCUCGGUAAGGCUGUUUUGUGUACUUGUGUAAUUUAGGAGCUGUAUCGAGCCGUGCGAGCCAUCUCAUCUAAUGCAAGCAAGCCGUGGUUGUGUUGCUGUCGAGUGGAGAUGACAAACAUUCUGGCAAACAACGUCUUGUCAAAAUAAGACCCCUUUCUCGCGGUAUUUGGUUGAACAGUUUAGAAAUGGCACUCUUUUUUUUUUUGUGAAUGGUGUUGCAACCUAGGCAUUUGGCUCUUUGAAAAGAAGGUAACUGCUGGCUUAGCAAUAUGUGUUUAAGGCGAGCACAACGGUUGCGUUACUGCUUCAGUUUAGUCUGCGGUCAUGUUCAUGCCUCUUGGAUUGGUUUGAGCGAUAUGCUGGAGAGAUAAUAAAAACGGUCAACUGUUUACCUUUGGCAGUGUGAGCAGUGAACAAAGUGAGCAUUCCCACCGUGUGCAGGCAAAAACAGGGCCUUUUGCUAAUACGUCGCUUGAUAAAAACUGCCGUUCAACAAUGCGACCGCUUUUCGCUCAAAUGUCGUUUGACGGGAUGGCGAUCACCAUCGUAACGUGAACCCGUCAAGUGGUGCAUUUCUCGGGUGCUUCCUUCAGUUUCCCAAUUUCGUGUUACUGUGAGUUUCUCUAAUAAAAUAAUUUUUUAACCGAGGUA